AUGGGUAAAGCGAAAGCUGGUAAGCGGAAUGCCGCCGCCGCCUCCUCGGGAAGCCCGUACUCUCGACCUUCUCAGAAGACGAACAAUGUCUUCAAGUUCAACACGAAUGUUGGUCAACAUAUCUUGAAGAACCCCGGUGUGGCGGAUGCGAUUGUUCACAAAGCCGAACUUAAGCCCACGGAUACUGUACUCGAAAUCGGUCCGGGAACUGGUAACUUAACAGUGAGAAUUCUCGAGAAGGCGAAGAAGCUCAUUGCGAUCGAGUUCGACCCUCGAAUGGCGGCCGAAGUGACAAAGCGUGUGCAAGGGACUCCGGAGCAGCGCAAGCUCGAUGUCAUGCUCGGAGAUGCGAUCAAAGUCGAAUGGGCUCCUUUCGACAUCUCUUCGCCCCUGGUGUUCAAGAUGCUUGCGAUGCCAAAGCCGCCGCGGCAAGCGAUUCUCAUGUUCCAGCUCGAGUUCGGACAAAGACUUGUGGCCAAGCCCGGCGACAAGCUCUAUGGUAGACUGAGCGUGAACGCCAACUUUUGGGCAACAUGCUCCAACGUGAUGAAGGUGUCCAAGGCCAACUUCAGGCCGCCGCCACAGGUCGACUCCUGCGUUGUGCGCAUCGUGCCCAAGCAGGGAGCCGAGCGUCCCACCAUCGCCUUCGAGGAAUUCGACGGCCUCCUCCGCGUUUGCUUCAACCGUAAGAACAGGACCAUGCGAGCCAGCUGGCUCGGCACGAAGGAAGUGCUCCAGAUGCUGGAGAAGAACUACCGUACAUGGGCUGCCAUGAACAACGUGCCCCUGGACGACUCUCUUGUUGAGGAUGACGAGGACGACGCCAUGGAAAUGGACGAUGACGCGGACGCCGGCGGCAACGAUGACAACGAUGCCGAGCCCAUGGACGACGACACACCCGAGUUCUUCAAGGAGCUUAACGCCACAGCUGCCAAGGCGCCCGAGAAGACGAAGAGCAAGCGCAAGAAGACCAAGGUUGCGGCGCUCGUGCGGAGCAAGAUUGAACGCGCGCUCGAGAGCACCGAGCUCAUGGAGAAGAGAGCGCGGUUGUGCGACGAGACGGAUUUUCUGAAGCUGCUCUCUGCUCUCAACUCGGAGGGCAUCCACUUUGCCUAG
Colletotrichum costaricense is the source of this 1116-nucleotide messenger RNA. RefSeq names its product dimethyladenosine transferase. Gene Ontology annotation, biological process: rRNA methylation. The record is from RefSeq and is a predicted model, not a curated record. Bases 1 to 1116 code for a protein of 371 amino acids. Gene Ontology annotation, molecular function: rRNA (adenine-N6,N6-)-dimethyltransferase activity. NCBI's taxonomy places the organism in Eukaryota, Fungi, Ascomycota, Sordariomycetes, Glomerellales, Glomerellaceae. Gene Ontology annotation, cellular component: nucleolus. The transcript is spliced from 8 exons.